GGGGAAUCCUGCUCCUUUAAUUCCCUCCCCUUUUCCUUCUCUCUGAGUUCUAGCCGACGCCGCCGCGCGCGGGGCCUGGAACACACGGCACAAGCCGCCCCCGCCCCUCCCCCCUUACGCCCACGCGGAGCCAGCCCCGCGCGCGCGCGCGCGCCCCGUGCACCCCCGCGCCUGCGCGCUGCCCAGGCCCUGCCCGUGUGUGGGGGCGCAGUCGACCCCGGGGGGGUGGGGGAAAUUGGGGGGGAAAAAAACCGCGCGGAACCGGGCCAGGGUUGCCCACCCCCGCCACAAUGGCCUCUGGGGUGGAAGUCCUGCGCUUCCAGCUGCCUGGCCACGAGGCCGCUACGCUGCGGAACAUGAACCAGCUCCGCGCAGAGGAGCGGUUCUGCGACGUGACCAUUGUGGCCGACAGCCUCAAGUUCCGCGGCCACAAGGUCAUCCUGGCCGCCUGCUCGCCGUUCCUGCGGGACCAGUUCCUGCUGAACCCCAGCUCUGAGCUGCAGGUCUCGCUGAUGCACAGUGCGCGCAUAGUGGCUGACCUGCUUCUCUCUUGCUACACGGGAGCCCUGGAAUUCGCUGUCAGAGACAUCGUUAACUACCUGACGGCAGCCUCCUACCUGCAGAUGGAGCACGUGGUGGAGAAAUGCCGGAACGCCCUCAGCCAGUUCAUCGAGCCCAAAAUAGGCCUCAAAGAGGAUGGGGUCAGCGAUGCCAGCCUUGUGAGCAGUGUCAGUGCCACCAAAUCCCUCCUCCCUCCUGCCAGGACCCCAAAGCCAGCCCCCAAACCCCCACCUCCACCCCCUCUUCCCCCUCCACUCCUGAGGCCUGUAAAGCUAGAGUUCCCGCUGGAUGAGGACCUGGAGCUGAAGGCCGAGGAAGAGGAUGAGGACGAGGACGAGGACGUGUCUGAUAUCUGCAUUGUCAAGGUGGAGUCAGCCCUGGAGGUGGCACACCGGCUCAAACCUCCCGGAGGCCUGGGAGGAGGUCUGGGCAUCGGAGGCUCUGUGGGCAGCCACCUUGGGGAGCUGGCCCAGAGCAGCGUGCCCCCCAGCACCGUGGCCCCACCACAGGGCGUGGUGAAAGCCUGCUACAGCCUGUCCGAGGACGCGGAAGGGGAGGGCCUGCUGUUGAUCCCCGGAGGCCGGGCCAGUGUGGGGGCCACCUCAGGUCUGGUGGAAGCAGCAGCGGUGGCCAUGGCUGCCCGGGGGGCGGGGGGCAGCCUGGGGGCGGGGGGCAGCCGGGGACCCCUGCCCGGAGGCUUUUCCAGUGGAAAUCCCCUAAAGAACAUCAAGUGCACCAAGUGCCCGGAAGUGUUCCAGGGCGUGGAGAAGCUGGUCUUCCAUAUGCGAGCACAGCACUUCAUCUUCAUGUGCCCGCGCUGCGGCAAGCAGUUCAACCACAGCAGCAACCUCAACCGCCACAUGAACGUGCACCGUGGCGUCAAGUCGCACUCGUGUGGCAUCUGCGGCAAGUGCUUCACGCAGAAGUCCACGCUGCACGACCACCUCAACCUCCACUCUGGAGCGAGGCCCUAUCGCUGCUCCUACUGCGACGUGCGCUUCGCUCACAAGCCUGCCAUUAGGCGGCACCUCAAGGAGCAGCACGGCAAGACCACGGCCGAGAACGUGCUGGAGGCCAGUGUGGCUGAAAUCAACGUCCUCAUUCGCUAGCAUUAGCGGGGCAGGCACUGGAUCCCUGGGCUAGGUGGAAAAGGGGAUCCCUGGCCCAGGAGAAUAGGGGGUGGGGGGUCGGGGGCAGACAGGUACGGUGAGGAGCCUGAGCAGACACACACAUCCUGAGGGAGAGGCCGAAGAUUCCUUAGAAGACUCUGCCUCUUCAGAAGAAAAGGAUGGAGAGGAAGAGGGUUCUUUGAGAAGGCCAAGGGAAUAGGGGGUCCCAAAGAAAGAUUUUCUUCUCUUAGAGGUGCAUGGAUACGUGGAGGGAGGGAAAGGGGCCUAUGGGAUGAGGAGGGGAAAAGGCUGGAAAAUGUUUUAUUUCUGGCUGACUAAGUCUGUCCAGGAAGAGGUUCUGACAUUUCUUGAGGUAGGGGGUGGGUGGGUGGGAAGUGGGAGGGGAUUUGGCAGGAGGCAGUUUAAGUGCUCCUGCUUAGAAUAGAUCCUUGGGAGAGGGAACGGUAGGGGGAAGGAUUAUUGAAUUCCAGAAAAGGAAGGGGGAGACAGUUCUUGCAUGCUGGGGGAAUGGGACUGUGGGUACAAGGCUCAUCAAAAUUGUAGGGAGAACAAAGUAAGGUGGCAGGUAAGAGAACAUGGGGGUGAGCAUCCUGGGUAGAUAUUGGGAAGCGGGGUACAAUAGCAAGAACUACGAAUAGUGGUGGGGGUGGGGGGGUAGGGCACUUAGAUGAGAGGACACAAGAAGGGCUGUUGAGGGGGAGGGAAAGGAGUAGAGACUUAUACAGUAUUUUUUAAGAAAACAAAACGUAUUUUUUAGGAUUUUUUCUGGAGUUUGGGGUUUUAGUUUUUCUGCUUUUGUUUUCCACAAAAUAAAAAAAAAAACAAAACUUUUUUUUCUUUAUACUUUGUCUGGCAACUGUGUGUAAAUGACUGUCCCACUUCACCCU
Molecule: messenger RNA, 2578 nt
Organism: Camelus dromedarius (Arabian camel)
Lineage: Eukaryota; Metazoa; Chordata; Mammalia; Artiodactyla; Camelidae
Gene: ZBTB12
Product: zinc finger and BTB domain containing 12
Exons: 2
Coding region: 291-1670 (459 amino acids)
Biological process (GO): regulation of transcription by RNA polymerase II
Molecular function (GO): DNA-binding transcription factor activity, RNA polymerase II-specific; protein binding; RNA polymerase II cis-regulatory region sequence-specific DNA binding
Source: RefSeq, a predicted model, not a curated record